AUGGAGGCACCCGUGCAUGAGCGAGAAGAGUUGUUGCACGCUCUACGAGGCCUAGCAGGAUCCCCUAACCCGACCACUCCGCCCCCUACGAGGUCGGUACUGUGCCACUGGCGUGUGGCGCUGGAGGCCUAUCGCGCCACCACAGGCAUCGGUGGCACGACCAUCUGCUCCCAUGCCACGUCGCCCGCGGAGCUGCUCGCCGUCAUCAAUCGCCCCCUGCCCUCCUCGCCGCCCGAGCUUCCCUCUCCCCAGCUCGCCGCGCGGCUGCCCAGCAGCGUGGCUCUCGGCCAGCGGUUCGCCUUCGGCCAGCUGGGCACCUGCCUCCACCGCGAGGGCCGCGGGCACCAACCGGCGGACCUGGUGGCCGACCUCCCCAGCCAGGCCAGUGCGCUCAUGAACAGCCCCGGCGGCGGGACUCUCUACUGGGGCCUGCAGCAGACGCAGCAGGGCCUGGUCGUCGCGGGCAUGGAGCCGCCGAGCGACAGCACCAUGGCCCAGGCGGUGGAGGCCGAGCGGGACUACGCCAAGACCUACCACCGGGUCGAGAGGCCCACCGGGGAGCCAGGGCCGCUGGUGGUGGUGGCCUUCACGUUCCGGCCGCGUCCGGGCCUCACCUGUCUCGCAUGCCCGCUCUUCGUCGAUCGGCACGACCCUCGAGGAGGAGGAAGGCGAAGAAGGAGAAGAACAAGAACCCAUCGAGCCGCCCGAGUGCAGAUUAAAAUCGAAGUGAAGGAGGAGGUUAAGGAGGAGGAAGAUGAAGAGAGGCACGAGCAAGUAAAGAACGAGUGGCCGCUGGCUCGGGACAUCGCCGCGCUGCUGCGUGAGAAGCCGGACAAGUCGUGGAUCACGCAGGACAUCAGGCGAGCGCUCCAUCAGAGGCGCGUCAACUGCUCCAAGCUCGACAUCAACCGUACCCUCCACAAGAGCUCCGGAGUGUUCAUCGGCCACAAGGACGGCGGCGACACUGUCUGGCGUCUCAAGUGA
This is a messenger RNA of Acanthamoeba castellanii str. Neff, 984 nucleotides long. RefSeq lists its product as uncharacterized. NCBI's taxonomy places the organism in Eukaryota, Discosea, Longamoebia, Acanthamoebidae. The record is from RefSeq and is a predicted model, not a curated record. The transcript is spliced from 3 exons. The coding region runs from base 1 to 984 and encodes 327 amino acids.